Molecule: messenger RNA, 1649 nt
Organism: Sphaeroforma arctica JP610
Lineage: Eukaryota; Ichthyosporea; Ichthyophonida
Exons: 1
Coding region: 64-1425 (453 amino acids)
Cellular component (GO): membrane
Molecular function (GO): glycosyltransferase activity
Source: RefSeq, a predicted model, not a curated record
AAAACUUGUAUUUUAUAACAAAAUAGAAGUUGAACUUCAAUAUAAAAUUACACAAUAUACAAAAUGGGUGUUUUGUUAAAGGGGCCACUAUCUCCACCAAGCAUUCCUAGGUCACCUUCGAUGCAAUCUUUAAAUCCGAAAAACCCAAAAGCGAGGACAAGAUGGUACACAAUAUUAGCCAUGGUUGUUCUGAUGGCAUUCGCAAGCAACUUAAUAUCAGGCUCAGUAACUGACAACGCAAUAGACACCAUAAAAGCCUCGCAAAUAUAUAGGAAAUAUGUACAUCAAGUAGAUCUUACUGGACUCGAGCUUGCGCUAAUGCGUUCUAGAGAACAUGUCCAAAGUCACAGUUCUCACAGUAAGGUUGCCUUUCUUUUCAUGGAAGCCGACGGUCAUGCACAAGAUAAAAUCUGGAAAUCAUUUUUUGACCAGGCCGACAAGAAUAAGUACAACCUUUACGUUCACCGAAAAUCACCGACCAGUCGCGGUAGAUUCUUGCAGAAUUAUCCAUCAUACCAUGAGGUAUCAAUGACAUCCAGCUCUUGGUGCGCAUUAAUGGGACUUCAGUAUGCAAUGCUGCAAGCCUCCUUGAGGGACCCCACAAACCAGCAGUUUGUAUUCUUGUCUCACAACGCCGUGCCGCUGAAGCCUUUCAACUACAUGUACGAGGAUCUGAUAGUGGAAUCCGCAGAUAAGAGUAAAUUCUGCUUCACAUCGAUAGCAGGUUUGAUUUCAAGUGACUGCCGUUUCCAAGAUAAUCACAGAACUGACAGACCAGACACGCUUAAACAUCACCAGUGGAUUAUUCUAUCGCGCGAUCACGCUGAGAUAGUUCUGUAUGAAAACGGUAAAAGCGCCCUAAAAAAAUAUGAUAAUAUGCGGGAUAUAGUCGACGGUGUUUUCCAAGACCCCAAAAUGUGUAGUGACGAAACAGUGCCGUCAAUGGCCCUUAUACAGAAAGCUGAAGAACAAGGGCUGAUCGCCAAUACAUCUGACUACAGGGAUGUCUUCAGCGGCUUGGAGAAGAUUGGCGUAGAACAGCGCUGUACCACUUUCGCGUACUGGGGAGGGUGCUUAGUAAACACUACAUUCGACUUGGGUGCUGAAUUCGAGGAGAACAAAGAGAAUCUCGGUGCCGCCCACCCCAUGUCAUUGAGGGGCGCGCCCGGGUUUUUUGUUAAAGACUUGGUUGCUCACCCAUCGCUCUUGUUUGCCCGUAAAUUUAAUUCCGAUGCGUUUGUGAACAUUACAUCCCCUGGGGAUUCUGAGGGCAAGUUCAUAUAUACCACAGAGUUAUUGAGGGACGUACUCCCUGACUUACUCGAUAAAGUUCCAUCGUUUCAAGUGAAAACAUUGGAAGAAAACCAGCUUGCGAGGUUAAAUACCAUAAGUACAAACUCGUCGCUCUUUAUGAAAAGCACAUAAAGAUAUCUGCUAUUCACUUAAAUCUCCGAGGAAAGAAAUUGACUGUGCGAAAAACUCUUAAAUUACAUGCAAACUAACUAGAAAAGUGAACGAAGCAGGAUAAUCUACUAACUAUCAAAUAUACUCACAUACAAUAAUGCCAGAAUAGUAACAGUAUAAAGAAUCUAUACACGCAUCCGCAAUACGUCUUCCAAUCUCGUCCAAAUUUGCUCUGUGUGAUCUGC